AUGAAACCCAUAACUGCCCAACUUGCCCGGAAAAGAGAAAGGAACCGUGAGAGUCAGCGAAGGUCGCGCCAGAGGGUCAAAGAUCAGAUUGAUGCUCUUGAACGACAGAACAGAGAGCUUGAGCUAGACAACAGAUCGCUGCAGAAGCAGCUGCUACAUGCCCUAGAAGCUAUAGAAGUGUUCGAAAAGGGUGCGAGUCUCCACCAAAACUCUAUCGUUAAGCAGAAAGUGCAUAUCUAA
Molecule: messenger RNA, 240 nt
Organism: Bipolaris maydis ATCC 48331
Lineage: Eukaryota; Fungi; Ascomycota; Dothideomycetes; Pleosporales; Pleosporaceae
Biological process (GO): regulation of DNA-templated transcription
Molecular function (GO): DNA-binding transcription factor activity
Source: RefSeq, a predicted model, not a curated record